Messenger RNA from Cyphellophora europaea CBS 101466, 1038 nucleotides. RefSeq lists its product as uncharacterized. Gene Ontology annotation, biological process: thiamine biosynthetic process. NCBI's taxonomy places the organism in Eukaryota, Fungi, Ascomycota, Eurotiomycetes, Chaetothyriales, Cyphellophoraceae. The record is from RefSeq and is a predicted model, not a curated record. The transcript has 4 exons. The coding region runs from base 1 to 1038 and encodes 345 amino acids.
AUGUCAACUGAUAAGGUCACUUUCUUGACCAAUUGGCAUGCCACCCCGUACCAUGCGCCGCUCUAUCUCGCCCAGGCGAAGGGCUUCUUCGCCGACGAGGGUAUCAAGGUCGCACUGCUCGAACCGAAUGACCCUAGCGACGUGACUGAGAUCAUUGGCACCGGUAAAGUUGAUCUGGGCCUCAAGGCAAUGAUCCAUACGCUCGCGGCUAAAGCGCGCGCGUUCCCCGUUCUCUCGAUCGGGUCGCUGCUCGAUGAGCCCUUCACAGGCGUCAUCUACCUCAAGGAGUCCGGCAUCACGCCAGAUUUUCACACUUUGAAGGGCAAGCGUAUUGGAUACGUUGGCGAGUUCGGCAAGAUCCAGAUUGACGAGCUCACUUCGCACUAUGGCAUGGCGCCAUCCGACUACACCGCGGUCCGCUGUGGUAUGAACGUCAGCAAGGCCAUCAUCAACGGCGAGAUCGAUGCCGGCAUUGGCCUCGAGAACGUCCAGCAAGUCGAGCUCGAGGAGUGGCUUGCUGCACAAGGACGGCCGAAGACGGACGUGCAGAUGCUGCGCAUUGAUGAGCUGGCCGAGCUGGGAUGCUGCUGUUUUUGCUCUAUCCUGCUGAUUGGCAACGAGGAAUUCAUCGAGCAAAACCCUGCCAAAGUCAAAGCAUUCCUCCGGGCCGUGAAGAAAGCAACGGACUUCGUGCUGGCGGACCCUGAGAAGGCUUGGGCCGAGUAUAUUGACUUCAAGCCAGUGAUGGGUACGGAGCUCAAUAGCAAAAUCUUUGAGCGCAGCUUUGCGUAUUUCUCGCCGGAUCUGCAGAACGUGGAGAGGGACUGGAAGAAGGUCACUAGGUACGGGAAGAGACUCGGAGUUCUGGAGGAAAGCUUCGAGCCCAACUAUACCAACAAGUACUUGGAAUGGACGCUCGGGGCUGACUCGAAGGAUCCGACCGGGGAUCAGAAGAGGAUGGUGCAAUUGCAAAAGGAUGUUGCAGCUAAUGGUGGCUUCCACCGACUGGGUGGUCAGGGUGUCGGUAUUGCUGCAUGA